AUGUCCAAGGAUGAGCACAGUGAGUCUGGCGAAAGCUCAGAACUUGCAAGGAGCGAGGAGGUGCAUGUCCUCCCAAAGAACAACCUCUGGCUAUGUCUACCGGCUCUUCUCCUCGUGACCUUCCUUGGCAGCUUAGACAGCACAAUAGUCUCCGUCUCUCUAAAUACCAUCUCCAAAGACCUCAACUCGAGCAGCCAGAGCGCUUAUUCGUGGGUUGGCACCAUCUAUCUGCUGACCUGCACGGUCGUGGGGCCUGUAACUGGCAAAAUGACGGAUAUAAUGGGCAUGAAGCCAAUGCUAUACUCUGGGAUCGCACUGUUUGUUUUGAGCUCGGGACUAUGUGGGGCUUCUAAUAGAGGUCUCGUGAAUUCGCUAGUAGGGCUGGUGCACUCUCUAAGCAAUGCCAUCGGUCCACUGAUUGGAGGAGCAAUAGCAGAGCACACGUCGUGGUCUUGGUGCUUUUGGAUCAAUCUGCCCACAUCGGCGAUUGCUUUCACAAUGUUAUUCUUCUUUCUCAACGUUAGCCAGCCUCCACACGCCUCAUUUAAGGAGAAGUUCAACUCGUUUGACUACCUUGGUUUGAUCUUGAUUGCGUGUAUGACGCUGAAGCAGACCAACACAUCUACGUCUUCCUUCACAUUCGUGCGUGAUCUUGCGGGCACAAUGGGUAUCUCGCUAGGUGGAGUGAUUAUGCACACUGAAGCGGUAAAGAGACUGUCGAAAAUUGACGGUGGGCAGCGUUUUGCUGACAUGUCAGAAAUUGCAUCUUUGAAAGAGGCAGAUAUUUCGGAAAAUCUUCGAAUGUCAGUGCAGCAGGCGUAUUCAAAAGCUAUCUCGACGAACUACAUAUUCACAUCAUGCGUUAUAGCUGUAGGUUUCCUUGCGUCCCUCUCCAUCAAGAAGUAUACCCUGGAUGUGAAAAAUAUCAAGGAAGGUGAAGAGGAGGAGGAUGGCGAGGAGAAGGGUGAUGGGAAUAAGAAGGGCUUUAGAAAAGAGGAAGAUGAGGGCAAAGGAGAAAUUCAUCUCCCAGCAACGACAGCAUCGAGUGACACUACGUUGGUUAAAACUAAAGACAUGGAGAAUCAGAAACCAAAGCAGCAUUUGUAA
Wallemia ichthyophaga EXF-994 is the source of this 1107-nucleotide messenger RNA. RefSeq lists its product as uncharacterized. The record is from RefSeq and is a predicted model, not a curated record. Gene Ontology annotation, molecular function: transmembrane transporter activity. Gene Ontology annotation, biological process: transmembrane transport. NCBI's taxonomy places the organism in Eukaryota, Fungi, Basidiomycota, Wallemiomycetes, Wallemiales, Wallemiaceae. The coding region runs from base 1 to 1107 and encodes 368 amino acids. The transcript has 4 exons.